Molecule: messenger RNA, 6232 nt
Organism: Ctenopharyngodon idella (grass carp)
Lineage: Eukaryota; Metazoa; Chordata; Actinopteri; Cypriniformes; Xenocyprididae
Gene: sgsm1b
Product: small G protein signaling modulator 1b
Exons: 25
Coding region: 271-4110 (1279 amino acids)
Biological process (GO): activation of GTPase activity
Molecular function (GO): GTPase activator activity
Source: RefSeq, a predicted model, not a curated record
GCAGCAGGUUGUACCGACACCCCUCAUAAACAUCAUCCGAAUGUACUAGAGAUUAGAGCCGCUCUUAACUACAGCUUCCCCGCAGAGAUCGGAUCGAGACAGCUGAUAUUAGUCUUAUGAUAAUCGGUGCGAUAUCGGUUAUUAUUGCGGCUCGCUGAUGUGAGUCGCCACACCCUGCGCGCGCAGCUCUGACUCACGAGGACACACUGUCAUCCUGCGCACAUUCACUCAACAUCAGCAGCAGCAGCAGCAGCACAGCACACAUCAGCCAUGGGAGAAUCAGAGACGCGUCAGAGGCUGCUGCGCAACGUCAAGAAGGAGGUCAAACAGAUCAUGGAGGAGGCCGUGACGCGCAAGUUUGUACAUGAAGACAGCAGUCACAUAUUUUCUUUCUGCGGCGUGGUGGAAGCGUGUGUCCUGCAUGGGCUGAAACGACGGGCCGCUGGCUUCCUGCGCAGUAACAAGCUGGCGGCGCUUUUCAUGAAGGUGGGGAAGAUGUUUCCACCAGCUGAGGAACUGUGCCGGAAGGUCCAGGAACUGGAGCAAAUCAUCGAGAACAAACAAAACCAGAGCCAGAUGAGUCAAGACAGCGUCCGAAAGCAGCCCAGGCCGCCCAACCUGUCCCCUCUGGCCAUCAAACACCUCUGGAUCCGCACAGCGCUUACAGAGAAGAUGCUGGACAAAAUCGUCCUUUACUUGGUGGAGAACAGCAGCAAGUUUUAUGAAAGAGAAGCUCUCCUGAGAGAUCCAGUUGACGGCCCAAUCCUCGCAUCUUUGCUUGUCGGUCCGUGUGCUUUGGAGUACACAAAAGCGAAGACGGCCAAUCAUUUCUGGACGGACCCGUCAGCUGAUGAAUUGGUGCAGAGACACCGCAUUCACAGCGGCCACUGCCGCCAAGAUUCCCCCACCAAACGCCCUGCUCUAAUUCAGAAGAGGCAGUCGAGCGGCAGUAUGGAUGACAGACCUUCUCUCUGGGCUCGGGAUUACGUUGAAUCCCUUCAUCAAAACUCCAGAGCCACGUUGCUCUUUGGGAAGAACAAUGUCCUUGUGCAGCCGAGAGACGACAUGGAAGCUAUCCCAGGAUACCUUUCUCUUCACCAGACGGCGGAUCUUAUGACACUAAAAUGGACACCGAACCAGCUGAUGAAUGGAAACAUGGGAGAGUUAGAUUAUGAGAAAAGUGUGUACUGGGAUUUUGCGAUGACCAUUCGUCUAGAGGAGAUUGUCUAUUUGCACUGUCAUCAGCAAGUGGACAGUGGUGGUACUGUGGUUUUGGUCAGCCAAGACGGCAUCCAAAGACCUCCGUUUCGAUUUCCAAAAGGAGGCCAUCUGCUCCAGUUCCUCACGUGUCUGGAAACGGGCCUCCUUCCUCAUGGCCAGUUAGAUCCUCCUCUGUGGUCCCAAAGAGGAAAGGGAAAAGUCUUCCCAAAACUGCGUAAAAGGAGUCCACAUGGAUCCUGUGAGUCAUUCUCGGACAAAGAUGAAGACGAGGCCACAGAUUACGUGUUUCGGAUUAUAUAUCCAGGCAGUCAGGAGUUUGUGGCAGCAGAACUGAUCGACCAGAGUGUGAAUUUGUGGCAGCCCACACCCAGGAAGUCGUCUUGUUCUUCCUGUUCGCAGAACGGCUCGUCGGAUGGAGGACUACCCAACGGAUGCAACCAUGACAGGGCGCCGCUGAAGUUACUCUGUGAGACCAUGAAGCACCAGAUCAUUUCCCGGGCUUUCUACGGCUGGUUGGCGUACUGCCGUCACCUGUCCACCGUCCGCACGCACCUGUCGGCUCUGGUGAACGCCACUAUUGUUGAGCCCGACAUCCCUUAUGAUGCCAGAGGCGGUCUGUCUGCAGAAGUGUGGAAGAUGUUCCUACAGGACAGCACUGCAUACGACGAGGAGGAACUUCUUCGGCUGGUGUAUUAUGGUGGCGUGGAUCCAUCACUACGGAAAGAGGUCUGGCCAUUUCUCUUGGGCCACUAUCAGUUCACCAUGAGCCUCAACGAACGCAAAGAGGUGGACGAGCAGAUUCGAGCGUGUUACGAGCAGACCAUGAGCGAGUGGUUGGGAUGUGAAGCCAUCGUGCGUCAACGUGAGAAGGAACAACACGCCGCCGCUCUGGCUAAAUGCGCGUCCGGCGCCAGCGUGGACUGUGGAUCGCGCCAGGACUCCACCAUCAGCACGGAUUCGUCUCAGAGCAGCAGCUCCGAUAAACAGAGUCACGCAGGAUCACACAGCGACAGCAGCACUCAGGUGUUUGGGUCUGUCGAUGAGGUUGACCCGAUUGAAUCUGAGCCCAAACCAAAAGAUGAGAAGCCACAGCCCAAAAUCCCAAACGGCACUCUUCCGAAUUGCACUAGCUCUCCAGACUCUGGGCACCCGUCGUCUCGUAACUUCUCCGUGACUUCUGCUCUCUCAGACUGCUCUCCGAGCACAGAGGAGACUUCCACACAAGACUCGGGGAUCAAAACCGCAGCACGAGAUCAGACCGACCUGGAUAAGAAGGCCAAAGAGGAUCUACCAGAAAACAGCUCGACUACUAAUGCUGUAGUUUCACAAACAGAGAGCGUCCGUUCAGAAGGCGAGUCAGUAAAACCUCUAGAAAGUGAAGAACUCCAGACUUCUGAAGCAUCUAGGACUGAAACGCAGCAGGGAGUAGAUUCAGAGAAAGAUGCAAAUGCAAAAAACGCAACUCAAGAAAACACAGAAGCUGAAAUGCAACCCAGUGCCAGGAAAUCUGAAGAAAAUGAAUGUGAACUUCAUUCACCAAAAGAUCCCGUUGAAGAAAUGACAAAAUCCUCCAAAUCAAAGGAGGUUGCGAUUGAAUCUUCACCAUCUGGAGAAUCAAAGACGGACAAAGAAACAGAUUUGAAAGUGAACGAAAGCCAGGACGAUCCAAAACCGAUUGAUAAAGAAUCAUCACUGGACAUCUCUCAAAUGGAUGAAUGUUCAUCUGAACCACAGAAUGUGACACAAACCACGACUGAAGCUGAAUCCAUCAGCAUGCCACAAACAAUCAACUGGGACGCGGAUCACAGUAGGAUAAUAAUCAAACAAAUCACCGAAUCCGAGUCAGAGAGCUGCGGUCCCAUCACCUCCCUGUCAAAACAAUCUCCAGACAUGUCCGACGACUCGCCGUCGGCUUUGGAAAUGGAGGAGAUUGCUUCAUCCGUGGUUUAUAUGUCCUCAGAGAGUAACAGGACACCUCUGAUGUUGGCUCGUCCCAUGGCACCGUCCGCGUCCGGGGAGAAAGCGCCCAUGGGAAUGCCCGCUUUGGAGCUCUGCAUGGAUCCGGGCGUCAACACAACCCCGGAGGGAACGGAUUCGGCGCUCUCAGAGGAGGAACCGGAGAUGGACAACUUAUUCCCAAAACCAGACUGUCUAGCGGUCACAGGAGACAAGACUGACGUGGCGUCUCCAGUGUCAUCCAUUGGGACAACCUACUCGCAGGAGCUGGUAGACCUGUACACACUCAAUCUACAUCGCAUUGACAAAGACGUCCAGCGAUGUGACAGAAACUACUGGUAUUUUACCCCCGCAAACCUGGAGAAACUGCGCAACAUUAUGUGCAGUUAUGUGUGGCAGCACCUUGACAUUGGAUAUGUCCAGGGAAUGUGUGACUUACUAGCACCCCUGCUGGUCAUCCUGGAUGAUGAGGCCAUGGCCUUCAGCUGCUUCACUGAGCUCAUGAAACGAAUGAACCAGAACUUCCCUCAUGGUGGAGCCAUGGACACACACUUCGCCAACAUGCGUUCCCUCAUCCAGAUUCUGGACUCAGAGCUCUUUGAGCUGAUGCAGCAGAACGGAGACUACACACACUUCUACUUCUGCUACCGCUGGUUCCUCCUGGACUUCAAGAGAGAAAUGGUGUAUGAUGACGUGUUCUCUGUGUGGGAGACCAUCUGGGCCGCCCGUUACGCCUCCUCUGAGCACUUUGUGCUCUUCAUCGCACUGGCAUUGGUUGAGCUGUACCGAGACAUUAUUCUGGAGAACAACAUGGAUUUCACAGACAUCAUCAAGUUCUUUAACGAAAUGGCUGAACAUCAUGAUGUCCCAAAGCUGCUGGUCAUGGCUCGAGACCUGGUGCACAAGGUCCAGAUCCUGAUUGAGAACAAGUGAAUCAACCUCCUUCUCAUUCUGCCUUCCAUUAUCAAUCUAAAGACGCUCUGUGUCUGUUUUUGGCCAUUAUGAGAAAACAAAACCCUAAGCUACAGUAAAUGCCAAACCAGUGUUUUCAUCUGCCCAGAUUUUAAUGUUAAUAUUUAUUAUAUUUAAUAUUAUAAUAUAGAGUGUGUAUAUUGAAAUAGGAAGUUGGGGUGGGAUAUAUCAGUGUUUUUAAAUAGCCCGUUUGAUUGGAAAACAAUGAGUGCAAGAUGAGAAACAUUUUAAAUCCCUAUACAGUUUAUUUAGUCAGAUUAGCACUGACAUAUCAAUGGACUCAAAGCUAAAGACAUAAACUACAAGCCACAAAACACUGAUUUUGAUUUCAUGGGGUCCAUAAGAGUAAAUAUGACUAAGAAUAUAUCAGAGAUAAAGAGAGCUAUUAUAGAAAAAAUGUAGGAUACUUGGAGAAUAGUUUUAUACGAGGUCGUGGAUGUAAACAAAUAACUAUGAAAUAUAUAAAGAUGAUCUAUGAAUGGCAGUGACGUGCGACUCAAUGACUCAGAUUUUCUAAAAGCACAAAGUAAUGCUGUAUAUUUAUUUAUUUUUUAAAUGUAUGAAAAUUAGACAUAAUCAUUAUUGCAGAUGUUUAGCGUACUUCACACAUCACUUCAUGAUAUUUGCACGGAAAAAUUGUUGUCAGGUUUAUCAGACUCACAUGGGGAUGAAAGUGAAUUAUUGUAAUUUUCAGCGGGGUGAAAAUCAGUUCAUAUUUGACCUCUAAAUACAAAGGAAAAAAUAAGAAAUUAUAUUUGCAUUCUACUUUUAGGAGUAUUAAGAUUUUUGCAUAUUUGCGAAAAUAUAGUAAAUCAUUAUUGUAAUGCAUUUUUUAUUUAAAUUAGCAAAAAGGCUGUAGAAUAAACACUAUACUGAUAUAAAUUGAAAUCAUAAUUUUAUUAUAUAUAUAAAGAGAGAGAGAGAGAGAGAGUCACAUUACAGUAAUGAAAAAAUAAGAAAUUGUACAAUAAAUACAAAGAAAAAACUAAGAAAUUAAAUUUGCAUUCUACUUUUAGGAGCAUUAAGUUUUGCAUAUUUGCGAAAAUAUAGUAAAUCAUUUGUAAUACAUUUUUUAUUUAAAUGAGCAAAAAGUUUGAUCUAAAUCUCAUAUAUAUAUAUAUAUAUAUAUAGAGAGAGAGAGAGAGAGAGAUUGCAGUAACAAAUUUUUUUAUUUUAUUUAUUUAUUUAGACUGUAAAAUGGUCUUAAAAAUAGGCUGUAUUUUCUUUAUGCAAAGAAAAUUAUUAUUAUUAUUAUUAUUUUUCUUCCUUUUGAUUUUGAGGUAAAAUGUGACCUGGCCAUGUUCACUCAUUUACCGUCAGGUUUUUUCAUCACUCAGAUAAUCUGUUGUGCUGCUACACAAUGACGUACCUCACUCAGUGAACCAACUCUACUGUAAAAACAAUCGAUCACCAGAGAUAUUUUCAUUUGUAUGUAUCUUUUUGCCUUAAGUUUCUCUGUUCAGGGACGUGUGUGGUGGGCGCUUGUCACGAAGUUCAUUACAGAUGUUCAUGUUUAUCUGAUACAGUAUAUGCCAUAUAGAUGUGUGUGUGUGUGUGUGUGUGUGCGAGGGAGUGUGUACAGAUGUGCUCUACUACCAGCAGCCAAACUUUUGUAUGGUGUCCCAAACUUUUAGCACUUGUUAGAUUUGAUGUGAUUGUAGUAACCUGCUAAAGCACGUGUAACUCAGAGCGACUGGAUGAAGUGCCGGUGUCAUCAACACUAACUCCCCCAUCAUAUGCCAUAUGAUCUCUUUAUCAUCUCUCUCUGUAUGUAUUGCUGUUUUAUGCCCUGUAACAUUAGCUUACAUUGAAUGACGCUGUAUGUAGUUCACAAUAUAAAAAUAUCUACAAAUGUUGGACGUGUGAAUUGUAAAAACUUCAACUGAUCAAUGUAUUCGGCUCACAGCCUCAGUGACACGAACUACAGACAACAUUAGACACAAAAGAUUUGUUGAAAUUGUAUUGGAAACCUAUAUAUUUUUAUUGUACUCUGUGAAACUAUAUAGUAUAUUGUCAGAAUACUGCGUGCUGCAUAUGAUAUAAUCUGUAUUAUAAUAUUUAAUAAAUGUAUGUGUUGACUGUU